CCACUUUUUUUUUUUACCGUCCUGGAUGAAUUGCACAGCAGUGGUUAUUUCUUCGUGCUGUGUUGAGAGAAGUAGGAAAUAGUUUUAUAUUUAGCAGGAACGCCAAGCCGUAAACAUGGGGGAAACCAGAUUACCGCGUCAUAUGUUUUUAUGGAGUAUGGCAAUUAUUUACAUGUUUGCUUUUGCAUCCCUCUAUGUUCAGAUACCAGGUCUCUAUGGCAAUGAGGGGGUCCUGCCUGUGCGCCUGGUGGAGCCCCGUGUGGACGGCUCCAGACCAGUGUUGGAGCAGAUCCAUGCCCACCCCUCCCUGCUGUGGCUGGGGCCCCGGCUGGGUCUGGACCUGGACGCCCAGCAGGCAAUGGAGCUGCUCUGCCUGGCGGGGGCUCUCUUAGCCCUGGGAGCAGCCCUACUGGAGCCCCUCCGAGACAGCCUGGUGUUCUUCUGCCUCUGGGCCCUCUACCUCUCCCUCUGUCAGGUGGGUCAAGACUUUCUGCGUUUUCAGUGGGACAGUCUGCUGUUGGAGGCGGGCUUCCUGACCGUGCUCGUCGCGCCGCUCAACCUCCUGCGGUGGCGCUCGGCAUUCCGUCAGCAUGACGCCGUGACCUUCUGGCUGGUGCGCUGGCUCCUGUUCCGCCUCACCUUUGGCUCCGGGGUCGCCAAGCUGGCCAGCCACUGCCCCAGCUGGUGGGGGCUCACCGCGGUGAACCACAUGUUUGAGGCCCAAGGCAUCCCCCUGCCCUGGUCCUGGUUCAUCCAGCAGCUGCCAGACUGGUACCUGAAGCUGGGGACUGUCAGUCUGUUGGUGACCGAGAUCGCUGUGCCCCCCCUCUACUUCGCCCCCAUCCGCCACCUCAGACUGGCAGCCUUCUACAUUCAGGCAGUGUACCAGGUGAAGUUAAUGUUCGUGGGGAACUAUGGCUUCCUCCCCUUCCUCUCCCUGGCUCUGACUUUCUCCCUGUUGGACGACGACCAUAUCAGCUACUGGCUGGGCCACGCCAAGAAGAAGAGCGCCAAGACCUGGCACCAAACCAUAAUGUCAUUGGUGUUGCUGGCUGUAUUUGCUGCCAUCAUCUAUGGGACUAAAGUGUUCUUCACACUGGAAAUGGACUGGGAGGCCAAGACCAUGACCUCUAAAACCGCCUUCACCCAGCAGCAGUUUGACAAUUGGUUGAAGCUUGUGACAGGACCCACUAUCUGGGUAGGAGUUCUCUCUCUCACCUGGGAGGUGGUGGCAGCCAUGCUGGGGUGUGUGUGUGUUAGAGGGUGUCUCUGGAAGCUCUGGGGUCUUGUCCAAUGGGCUGUCAUUGUCUCUGCUGCAGUCGCCGUGUUUGCUAUCAGUGUGGUGCCCUACUCGUCCAUGGAACAGGUGUACAGCAGUAAGAUCCUCCCGGAGGUGAGACAGGCCUACAGCCUAGUGGAGCGCUAUAGACUGGUCAGUGCCUACAGCCUGGACAGCAGGGUGGACGGGAGGUCAGAGGUCGUCCUCGAGGGCAGCAUGGACAAGAAUACCUGGACGGAGAUAGAGUUCAUGUACAAGCCGGGAAAUGUGGGCGUGGCCCCUCCAGUGGUGGCCCCCCACCAGCCACGGUUAGACUGGCAGAUGAGCCAGGCAGCCCACGGACUGGCCGAACAGAGCCCCUGGUUCACAAGCCUAGUGCACUGCCUACUGCAGGGCAAUAAGGAUGUGGUGAGACUGAUCCAGACAGACUCAGCCCAAUACCCAUUCAGCCAGGCCCCCCCGGUCUACCUCCGAGCCAGCCUCUACCAGUACUGGUUCACCCAGACCGCACAGGACUGGUCUGGUCCUAAAGAGUGGUGGAGGAGAGACUAUUCAGAGGAGUUCUAUCCUGCAGUGCAGCUGGGUGACCCUACCCUGGAGGCCAUGCUCAACCAGCACGGACUCAAGGAGACGUUCCCGAUUCAGCCCAGUCCUGACUCUCCUCUGGCCCAGGCUCUGAAGCAGGUACGGGGCCACGUUCAGACUCUACCCGGCCACCUGGUGCUCUGGUCCCUCCUGGCCACUGUCGCCACCAUCUGGCUCUUCAAAACCCUGCUCUCCGGGGUCCUGGGGGGCCGAAAGGCUAAACCCACUCCGGCCGAACCCAAGGCCAAGAAGGCGAAGGCCCAACCAGCAGCGAAAAAUGCCUCUGCCUCCAGUCUCAAAGCAGGGAGGGAGAAUUCUGAGGAGAGUAGACGGGAUGCUGACAAGAGCCCUAAGAAGAGGAAGUGAUGUGGGACUGCUGCCGUGGGACUUCCUGUUACGUUCUUGUUGUUGCCCCUUGUCUUGGGAUGGAGGGCGGAGAGAAGGGGUGUUACCUACAUGUAAAUCUCAGGUGUUUCUACAGUAACUACCAAUCCGACCAGCUCUUUCUACAGUAACUACCAAUCCGACCAGCUCUUUCUACAGUAACUACCAAUCCGACCAGCUCUUUCUACAGUAACUACCAAUCCGACCAGCUCUGUGACUCGGAGAUCACCACCGUGGCCUUGUAUUCAGUCAGUUCUCAUCUCUCUCACUCACUCACUCACUCACUCACUCACUCACUCACUCACACCCAUAUAUUGCACAUACACAAGCAAAAGCGUCUAUUUUCUCUGUGCCUCCUUCCGUCACCAUAUUCUCAGGUCCCCCUAGGGAUGAGUCUUUAGACAUGCCUACGGGCGAGUCCCUGGCAUCACAGUACAGUGCUGCUUUGUUAUGAGCUGUUUUUGAGCUUUGCCAUCUGUUCUUCAGGGAACACUUUAUCUGAAUUCUGGGAAUGCAUUCAUCCAUUUUAACGGUUGUUGUCCAACAGUUUUAAUCUUGUGCUAUAUCUUUAAUAUGAUAUUCAGGCUGGGUGCAGUUAUUGUACCCCAGUGAACCAUUUCAUGGACUGCAUCAGACUUUUUUUAUUUUUUAUUUGAAGUUGUCAAGUGGUUCCAUGUAAUGAAAUCUAUACCCGGGCCCUCUAUCCCGACCACGAGAAACUGUAUAGCGACAGCAUCAAGAAUACUGUAUUCUGAAAGCUUUGUCCUGCUAAACCUUUUGCCUUAGAAAUCUGUGGUUUGCUGUUCAAACGUCAAAAGCCCUUUGGUCACUUUUUUUUUUUACAGCUUAAAAUGCAUAACUGCUCCUAAUGAAAUCUGUAUAUUCCACAUCUGUGUAUAUUUGAUGUAGUAUUACUUAAGCUUAGUGUAUUAGGUUCAAGCACGGCUGCAAAAUUACUGGGCUCUUAAGGAGAAAUUCCAAGCCCUAGGGCACUAUUCAGUCUAUCGCUGAGGCGGUACAGAUUGUGUGACUAAAAUGUAAAGAUACUUUUUACUGGUCAGUGUUGAAUUAAAAAAAAAAAAAAAAUUAAAAUCUUAGCUGUAUAUUGAAACCGAACACUUAGAUUUGACAAACUACAGAUGGAAAAAGACAAACGUUCAGUGCUCGUCAGAAACUAGACUUUCGACCUUGUCAAAUCUAGUUGAAAAGGUGUGCUUGUCAAUACCAGGGAAAACUAAGAGGUCUGCAUGUUAUGUUAAAGGUCAACAACAACAACAAAAGGGACUGUGACUUGGAGCUUCAAACCCCGUUUUUAGAUUUAUGGGUUCAAUUAGUUUAGUGAUUUGACCUGGGCUGAUAGUUUCUAUAGGAACAGAGACCAAUGACCAGUAUGUGGUGCUCUUUGUUUCUGCAUUUUAUUCAUGACAAAUGUAUAGUGUGAAAGAGCCAGUGGCUCUCUGGUAAGGAUCUCACCAAUUUAAGUAUGGGGGGGGGUUAUAGGGUCAGCUCCUGAGUGGCUGUGUUGACACUCAGUAAUGGUUGGAAGGCGGGUACAUGUCAUGGGGGGUGAAUCCCUGGGGUCCCCUCCUAUGAAGAAACUCCUGGGGGAAAGGUGGGCACUUCGUUUUUACAUUUAUUUUCAUUUAUAGAGGACGUGCCCACUGACAGGAGUAUCUCCAUAAGCACGGCUCUUUGCUGUCUGUAAUCACAGAGGGAACCCCAAGAAUUUGCCCCCCUCUGCUUGUUAUCACACCCUUCUGCCAAUGCCACCUUUUAUGUGGCAGCCACUCCAAGUGGCCUUGACUCACUGACCUGCAGAGUCCUCAGCAGGCAACCGUGCCCCAGAGUUCAACCAUGUAAACCCAUGCGUACGGCGCGAGAUCCUAACGCUAGAGCCCUUCACCCUUACGCUUUGCUUCAUAAUUUGACAUUGAGAGUUCGGUUGAUAUGUAUAUUUGGCUGUGGUUAAAAGUUUUCUCGAGUGUGUUGGAUGAAUGGAAAGAUUUGCUCAAGCAUUGCUUCAAAUGUUUUAUCAACAACGACGGUUGCAUCUGGUUAUCUUCGUUUCAUACUAUUAAAGAUUUGAAAUUGUGGGUA
This is a messenger RNA of Oncorhynchus gorbuscha (pink salmon), 4345 nucleotides long. RefSeq names its product lipase maturation factor 2-like. The transcript is spliced from 14 exons. The record is from RefSeq and is a predicted model, not a curated record. Gene Ontology annotation, biological process: protein maturation. Lineage: Eukaryota; Metazoa; Chordata; Actinopteri; Salmoniformes; Salmonidae. Bases 116 to 2230 code for a protein of 704 amino acids. Gene Ontology annotation, cellular component: endoplasmic reticulum membrane.